This is a messenger RNA of Cokeromyces recurvatus, 1224 nucleotides long. RefSeq names its product P-loop containing nucleoside triphosphate hydrolase protein. The coding region runs from base 32 to 1159 and encodes 375 amino acids. The transcript has a single exon. Gene Ontology annotation, molecular function: ATP binding; kinase activity. Lineage: Eukaryota; Fungi; Mucoromycota; Mucoromycetes; Mucorales; Mucoraceae. The record is from RefSeq and is a predicted model, not a curated record. Gene Ontology annotation, cellular component: cytoplasm.
UUUCAAGUUAUUCAAGAAUAACGGAUUCAUAAUGUCUCAAUAUAUGCAAUAUAGUAUGCUAUCGCAAACAAAAGAAUCGCUCUCACAUAUAUUGCAUCAUUAUGAAUUAUUUAAACAAGACCAUCACGGAGUACCAAUGAUAGUAGGCAUUUCAGGUUGUCAAGGAAGUGGUAAAACUACUCUCUGUAAUACAUUAAGUCAUCUACUUAAACAAGAACCUUAUAAUUUACGUAUUGUUAAUUUUUCUCUUGACGAUGUCUAUUUAAAGCAUGAAGAUCAGCUCAAGUUGGCAAAACACUAUAAUCAAAACUUGCUCUAUCAACAAAGAGGACAGGCAGGUUCUCAUGAUUUAACAUUAGCAACAAAGACACUAGAUUUACUAUUAACAGCAAAGGAAGGUGAAACAGUGCCUAUUCCAGUUUAUGAUAAAUCGUUAUAUGAAGGUCAGGGUGAUAGGUUAGAUAAAUCGCAAUGGAAAUAUCCGAUGGCUCCCUUUGAUAUUAUUUUAUUUGAAGGCUGGAUGCUCGGGUUCAAAUCCUUGAAUGAAAUACAACAAAGUGAUGUCGAAUUGAUUCAUAGAGAAAACAGUAGUGCUGUACAAUUGAAAUUAGAAGAUAUUCAAGUGUUAAAUAACGAAUUAAAGAGAUACGAAAGGGAAUUGUAUCCCUUCUUUGAUAUCUUUAUUCACUUAUCACCCGCACAUUUAGAGCAAGUAUAUGAAUGGAGACUACAACAAGAACAUCAUAUGAAAGAAACACGUGGUGUAAGUGGGUUAUCGGAUGAUGCUGUCAGAGCCUUUGUUGAUAGUUAUAUGCCAGCUUAUGAACUUUAUUUACCAAGAUUAGAUAAAGUAGGCUUUUUUGGUUAUGGGGAUAAAGGUGAAAAGUCGAAUUGUUAUGAAGGUUUAAAUAGAGAGGAUAAAGGUUAUAGUCAACCUGAACGUCAUUUAAAGAUUGUCUUAGAUCAGGACCGUAAGAUGUUAAAAGCAGGAACAAUUAAAGAAUCAGUUAAAUCAAUGACAACAAAUUAUAAUCAAGCUAUAAUCACAAGAACUCUUUUAUAUCGUUGUGCUUUUAUUGGCAUCUUUGGUUUUAUGUUAUUCAGGCAUAAAUCAAUUCUUGAUUCUUUUGUUAAAUUAUCAAAACAUUGGACUUCGUAAAAAAAAAAUAUAUAUAUGUGUAUACAUGUAUUUAUUUUUGUCAAAAUUAAAUUUUAUUACAUUCA